GAUGACAUCAGACUGUCAGCUUGUCCAAAAAUUCUUGAUUUCGUCUGGUUAGUCAUAGUUGGUCACAACAUUUAUGAAUUACGCAGAUUGCCACGAUCGACCGCACGUCCUAAAUAAAGUGAUCACCAUUUCGAAGUGAUACACGACUGCCGUUGAAGAAAAUCGAGCAAAAUGAGUUUCUUCGGAAAGAUCUUUGGCGGUAAGAAGGAUGAUAAAGCGCCUACGACUGGCGAAGCUAUCCAAAAACUCCGAGAGACUGAGGAGAUGCUCAUCAAGAAACAGGAGUUCCUCGAGAAGAAAAUCGAACUAGAAAUUACGACGGCGAAAAAAAAUGCAUCCAAAAAUAAAAGAGCUGCCAUUCAGGCGCUCAAGAGAAAGAAGAGAUAUGAGAAACAGUUACAACAAAUUGAUGGAACGCUCAGUACUAUUGAAAUGCAGAGAGAAGCUUUGGAAGGUGCUAAUACCAAUACUGCAGUGCUUACAACAAUGAAAGAUGCUGCAGAUGCUCUCAAAGCUGCCCAUAAACACAUGGAUGUUGAUCAAGUACAUGACAUGAUGGAUGACAUUGCUGAACAACAAGAUGUCGCUCGAGAAAUUUCCGACGCCAUUAGCAACCCCGUUGCGUUCGGUCAAGACGUGGAUGAAGACGAGCUCGAGAAAGAAUUGGAAGAAUUGGAACAAGAAGCGCUUGAAGAUGAACUUAUCAAAGUUGGGCCAGCUGCUGAUGAUCUACCAGCUGUUCCUGAAGGAGAAGUCGUUAAACCAAGACCAGCCAAAAAAGUGGAAGAAGACGACGAUAUGAAAGAAUUAGAAAAUUGGGCGUCGUAAACCAGUCAAUAUCGAAAUCCGGAUGUCAGUGUUUGUUGGAGAGUUAUCUAGCGAUAUAAAAACAUUUAAACUGCAACAGAACUCGUCGAGUUGUCACGUGGCAUACAUUUAAAUUUGCACAUAAACCGCCUAUACAUAAACUAUUUUAAUAUUAGAACUACAUUUAAUGGAAACUACGUUUUUUUUGGUAUUUGAAAUUUGAAGAUUAUGCAAACCAGGAUGAUAUACACAAAACGAAUGCUAAUUAUUGAUUAAUCAAAAUAAGCUUUUUUAAUAUUGUAAAUACGAUUAAUUGAAUUGUUGAGAAGGUUAUUAAAUGAAAAGAAUUGUCAAAGAUAUAAAAAUAAACGCAAAAUGUAAAAGUUGAGCAGGGAAAAACCAAGUAAGUGAAAAAAGAGUUAUCGUCACCAGAUUAUAGAAAAAUAAUGAAUAAUAUUUUUAUAAACAUAAGUUAUUAUCUAAUUAAUAUAAAUAUUCAUUGAGAAUCGUAUUGUCUUAGUAGGAAUAUUGUACUUGUCAGGUUCAACUUGACUUCAGUCGAUUGAAAUGGCAAAUGGCGCGUCUUUCGUUUUAAUUAAGUGGAAGUAUUUUGUUUAUUAUUAUUUUUGAUGAAUAAAUAUACAUGAUAGCUAA
Molecule: messenger RNA, 1461 nt
Organism: Dalotia coriaria
Lineage: Eukaryota; Metazoa; Arthropoda; Insecta; Coleoptera; Staphylinidae
Gene: shrb
Product: charged multivesicular body protein shrub
Exons: 4
Coding region: 172-828 (218 amino acids)
Biological process (GO): vesicle budding from membrane; late endosome to vacuole transport via multivesicular body sorting pathway
Cellular component (GO): ESCRT III complex; cytoplasmic side of plasma membrane; multivesicular body
Source: RefSeq, a predicted model, not a curated record